Messenger RNA from Closterium sp. Naga37s-1, 1518 nucleotides. Lineage: Eukaryota; Viridiplantae; Streptophyta; Zygnematophyceae; Desmidiales; Closteriaceae. The record is from the annotation of a GenBank genome assembly.
AUGGUUAGCCCAAGAGCCACUCGAUGGCAAAACCGCCUUCCGCACGCACUUCGCCUGCGCGUCAGCGCCUGCACUGAGUCCCAAGCGCAUUCUUCCCGCAUCCCCUGCUUGCUGAGGUUCUUCAUUUUCUCCGCCGUGUGUACCCUAGCCUACAUUGGCGGUGUGAUUCCACACUCUAGACCAGCGCCGCCAAAACCUUCGACACGCUACGAUCUUCCUGGAGGAUUCGGAAGAGUGAUUUCUUCGGACGAGGCGAUUUCUACCCGCGACGGAAUCUCGUUGGAUUCAUCGUGGGAUCUGCGCGAUGACGAGGUGCUGCCUGGAGUGUCGCACGCGCGACUGGCGAAAUGGCGAGCCUCCGCCGCGCGAUCACGGCUGAGCGCCGCAGCUGACGCUGAUACCACGGCUAGAGCUACACCGGUUGACGCCGCUCGAGCCGACGACGAAGCUUCCUAUUCUGACCGCAAGGGAAAGCGUGAAGGUGGUGACGAGCUGUGCGGCUGGCCGGCUCCCGCUGCUCCUGCGCGCGAGACGGAGGAGGGGUUUCAGGGGGACUCGGUGUGGUACAGCACCAACGGCAGCGAGUGGAUGCAGCACGGAUAUCUGGAGAUGCUUCUAGCGGAGAUGGCAGGGCGCAGAGGGGGACAAGCGGGGAUUGCGGGGGACGAAUCGGAGGCUGUAUGCGUGGCGGUGUAUCUGCCACCCCAUUGGUUCCCCUGCUCCGGCUCGCCAGCUGGCUGCCAGCUGGCGGUGUGGGUCCGCCCUGCGUCGUCCGACGUGGCGCUGCUCUACCAUCUGCUCGACACGCGCGCCUUCCGCUUCCUGCGCCCCUCGCUGCUGCCCCACUUCCGCCCGUCCGCCAUCCUUGAUGCGGGCGCCAACAUCGGCCUUGCGUCCCUCAUCUUUGCCCUGCGCAGUGGAGCCAGCGCGGGACAACUUCGCGCUGCUUGCUCAUUGCUUUCUCCUUGCCUCCAUCAUCCCCCUCCUGCCUUGCCCCCUCCCCCAAGCAGCUUCCCCGGUGCGUUGAUAGUGGCAGUGGAGCCGGCGCGGGACAACUUUGCCCUGCUGCAGCGCAAUGUGAAGCACCUCCCCCGGAUACUGCCAGUCAAUGCCGCCCUCUGGUCGCACGACACCCGGAUAGCCGUCACUGCGGGCCGCAGGGAGGGCUUCUGGGCGUACGAGACACACGCGUCUGUCUCGGUGCCGUCGCUGCUGCAGCGCGUGCAGCUGCCACGCUUUGACUAUGUGAAGAUUGACAUUGAGGGCGCUGAGAAACAGGUGUUCUGCUCCGCAGCAGCAGCAGGAGCAACAGAUGCAGCAGCGGGGGGGUGGCAGCAUGAUGGGGAAGUGUUUUCAUUGGAGGUGCAUGAGGACUUGGCGCCGGGGAUAGGCGCGUGCAUGGAGGGGGUGUAUCCGCGCACACGGUAUGACGUGCGCACAUACGGUGAGAACACUGUUUACUUCAGCCCCCACGUGUGGGUGCAUGCGCUGAAGCCGCUGGAUCUGAGCGUGCGAUGA